This is a messenger RNA of Chionomys nivalis (European snow vole), 1816 nucleotides long. RefSeq names its product coiled-coil domain containing 86 (gene Ccdc86). The record is from RefSeq and is a predicted model, not a curated record. Gene Ontology annotation, cellular component: nucleolus. The transcript has 4 exons. The coding region runs from base 30 to 1070 and encodes 346 amino acids. Lineage: Eukaryota; Metazoa; Chordata; Mammalia; Rodentia; Cricetidae.
CCGAAUGCGACGGGGGCUACACGUGAACCAUGGAUACGCCGCUGAGGCGCAGCCGGCGGCUUGAAGGCUUGAAACCUGUGUCCGGAAAGACCCUUCCUGAUCCUGCAGUUUCCCGAGCGAGACGGGCCCUUGUAGAGUUCGAGUCGAACCCAGAAGAAACCAGCGAGCCGAAGUCUGAGAGAGUGCAGCCACUGGGCCUUGCGUCUCCCCAACCUCAGCCGGAGACAAGCCCCGGAUCACCUUGUCCGAAACAGGAUACAGGCUUUGGGUCGCCCCAAAGGCAGUCAGAGCCUGACUCGGAGUCCCUCCAGCCUCAGCAAGAUGUGGGCCUGGAGUCACCUACAGGACAGAGAGAAUCGAGUCCGGAAACCCCCCAACGGGAGGAGUCAUCCAAAUUCUCUGCCACACUGGGAGAACUGGACUCAGAGAUGGUCCACGCAAAGGAGGAGUUGGUACCAGGAUCCCCAGAGCCUUGCCCGGGCCAGCAAGCACCGGGUCCCGAGCCCUCGCAGCCAGUACAAGAGCUGACAUCCCAGGCACCCAGCUUCUCAGAGCAACAGCAGGAACCAAGCAGGCUACCUCCGGCUGGCAAGACGGUGGCAGGAGGCCAUGAUAUAAAGAAGCGACUUAUAUCUUCUCCCCAGGCCCCGGCACCCAAGAAAUUGAAGGAGAAGGAGGAGCUUCCUGUAAUCCCGAAGGGGAAGCCCAAAUCCGGGCGUGUGUGGAAAGACCGCUCUAAGAAGAGGUUCUCCCAGAUGGUUCAGGACAAGCCCCUGCGUACCUCCUGGCAGCGGAAAAUGAAGGAGCGACAGGAGAGGAAGCUGACCAAGGACUUCGCCCGGCAUCUAGAGGAGGAGAAACAGAGGCGCCGGCAGGAGAAGAAGGCACGCCGGGCAGAGAACCUGAAACGCCGCCUCGAGAAUGAGCGGAAGGCUGAGAUUGUCCAAGUGAUCCGAAACCCCGCCAAGAUCAAGAAGGCGAAGAAGAAGCAGCUGCGCUCCAUUGAAAAGAGAGACACCCUGGCCUUGCUCCAGAAGGAGCCACUCCAGCGGCCUGUGGCCAAGGUCUGAGCUCAGGACAGCAUGGAGGCCUCCACCAGUCAAGAGCCACAACAAGCCACCUCUCAGGCCACUGUCAGACAUCUCUCCUGGGGCCAGCACACCAACUCUGUCGCAAUAAGACGGGGAGUGAAGCCCAGCGGGAACCCAGGACCUCACAGGGUCUCAGGAGAGAUUUAACUUUCUCCAUCUCCUUUUAGGUCUUUUCCAAAGUGCCUUAAGAUCUUGAACUGUUGCUAGGCGGUGGUGGCACAUGCCUUAAAUCCCGGCACUCGGGAAGCAGAGACAGGCAGAUCUCAGUUUGAGGCCAACCUGGUCUACAGAAUGAGUUCCAGGACAGCCAGGGCUAGAGAAGCCCUGUCUCAAACAAUAACAAAAAAGAUCUUGAACUGUGACUUGUUCCACAGUGAGCUGGUAACUAACUCGUGCCUCGGGGUCCAGAGUCUAGCCUCUGGAGGCCUGAUGUCAGAUGUCAGCUCCUCCAUUUCUCAAAGGCCAACAACCUUGAUCACUUGUGACUUCUGCUCAUCUGUCCCCUCUGGUAACUGAAGCCUGCCCCUUCCUGUAAAUGGGGAGGUUGCAGGGAACUGGGUUCCUCUCUAGUACCCCUUCACUGGACUGUAGAAACCUUAGGACUUGAGCCGUGCCCACCUGGGCUUCCACAGAAGUGUUUAUUAAUGUCUGCACAAGUACAGUCUGGGCUUCCAGAAAGACAAGUCCCUGCCCCAUUGGGUUUUCAAUCUUCUAAUAAACAAUGG